Molecule: messenger RNA, 2076 nt
Organism: Amborella trichopoda
Lineage: Eukaryota; Viridiplantae; Streptophyta; Magnoliopsida; Amborellales; Amborellaceae
Product: bZIP transcription factor 12
Biological process (GO): positive regulation of DNA-templated transcription
Cellular component (GO): nucleus
Molecular function (GO): DNA-binding transcription factor activity
Source: RefSeq, a predicted model, not a curated record
CCUUACUGCAAAACUACCUCUCUCGCUCAUAAAGACAACUCCUUUAUUCAGGAGAGAGAAGAGUCUUGGAAAGAUUCUCCACGCAUUCGAAAUGCGCUUAAAAAACCCUAGAAAUGUUCAGAGAGGAAUUCUUACCUGAGAAGGGAGCGUUGCCAUGGAGAUGAUGGAUUAUGUAACUGGCGGAGUUUCAGAGAGAAAGCUGAGAAAUUACUUGUUUUUUUUGAUCAUUUGUAAGUUUUCUAGGUAAUAGAUAGAUAUACAGAGAUGUUUUUUUUAAGAAUUAGAUAUACACUUUUCGAUUUGCAAUUUCGAACAUUUUAGUUUACAUACACUGAAAAUUAUAGUGAGAAAUUUCGUAGAAUGAGAAAUCUUCCAGCUCUUACAGCUGAGAGAGAAAGUAGGAAGUUUCUAUUUUUGUGAGAAACCCUAAAAAAUCGUCCUGCAACAAGAAUCUGGAAUCUACCUUAUUUUGGCAAGGAAACCCUAACGCGGUUUCUGGCGUCCCGUGUUAUAGAAGCGUUACCCUAAAACAUCGCGGGACGGUGUGCAGUACAGAAACUCAAAAGUAAUAAAAAACCAGUGUUCCCUACAGCGGUUUCCGCCAUUUGAGGUGAGAAACCCUGGAAAAUCGCAGGUGAAAAGCGCGAGCGAGAAAUGGCUUCUAAGGUGAUGGCUUCUUCCAAUUCCACUACAAAUUCGGAUCUGAACCGUCAAGCUUCAAUAUAUUCCCUCACGAUUGCAGAGCUCCAAAACUCGAACAAGGGUUUAGGGAGCAUGAGCAUGGAUGACCUUCUUCGUAAUAUAUGGACAGCUGAAGAGUCUCAGGCUAUGGCAGCUGCUCUCGCCGGAAACCAGCCGGAUUCAGGCCAAUUGGCGGGGAACAUGUCAGAUUCUGGCCAAGUUAUGAUGAAUUCUGGUUCUUUUCCUCAUCAAAACAACCUUUCAUUACCUAAACAAGUCGCCAACAAGACUGUAGAGGAAGUUUGGAGGGAACUUGCCUCCUCUUCUGCAACUGAUCAGAGAGGAGAGAGAAUGGUUUAUAAGGAGCCUACUUUUGGGGAAAUGACACUUGAGGACUUUUUGGCUAAGGCAGGGAUUGUGAGAGAGGAGAACCAGGCUCAGGGGGUUUGUGAACCCUCGGAUUGGAGGAGAUUUGGUGUGAAGGGAGAUGAGAUGGUGUCUCAGCAGUCGAUGUUUGGGGAUGGGGUUUUGGGGGUGCAAGGGCAGUUUCAGAGAUUAGGGGGAUUGGAGGAGGGUGGUUUGGGGAGUAACAAUAAUAAUGGGUUAGGGUUAGGGUUAGGGCAUGAGGGAUCAAGCAGGGGUAAGAGGAGAGCAGUUCACGAGCCGGUUGAUAAGGUUGCCCAGCAAAGGCAGAGACGGAUGAUAAAAAACAGGGAAAGUGCUGCUCGUUCUAGAGAGAGAAAACAGGCCUACACUGUGGAGUUGGAGACAUUAGUUACACAACUGGAGGAGGAAAAUGCACAACUACAAGCACAACAGGUUGAGGAAAACAGAAAGAGGCGUGAGGAGUUGAUGAAAGUUUUGAUACCAGUUGAUGAGAUGCCAAGGCCGCCGCGCAUGCUUCGCAGAACUCGCUCCAUGCACUUGUAGAUAGAGAGAUGAUCGAAGAAACCUUGGAAACCUCAAAAAGGCUAUCAUUUCACAUGCUUACAUUAGAGAUUAACCCAGAAUUGGGGCACUCUAUACCCUCAAAUACUAUCCUGGGUCCCCCCCUUCAUAGAAAGCAUUGACACAAGGAGAAAGAAGCAUGGGGAUCUGGGCUCUUUUCCAAGGUCGAGGGCUUUUGGAAAUUGAGGGUUGGUUGGGAUACUAAGCCCUAUCUUCUUGUUUUUUUAUGAGGAAGCUCGUGGGUAUUCAGAGAAGUUUAAAGACAUGCCUGAAUAAUGGCCCUAGCUUAAAGAGGAGAAUGUGCCCUUUGUAUCUAAGUAUCCUAUUAUAAUGAUAUGAUAAUAAUAAUUAUAACAUACGAGAUCUCAUUUGAUGUACAGUGUCUGAUCUUCAUUUUUAUUGGUGGUACUGGUAACAGAAAUCAGAAUGCUUCUUCUGGAUUUAUUA